This is a messenger RNA of Ipomoea nil (Japanese morning glory), 3987 nucleotides long. RefSeq lists its product as uncharacterized. Gene Ontology annotation, biological process: DNA repair; telomere maintenance. Bases 1 to 3987 code for a protein of 1328 amino acids. The transcript has 4 exons. Lineage: Eukaryota; Viridiplantae; Streptophyta; Magnoliopsida; Solanales; Convolvulaceae. Gene Ontology annotation, molecular function: DNA helicase activity. The record is from RefSeq and is a predicted model, not a curated record.
AUGGGUGGGAAGAUUGAUAGAACUAUUAACAAUGGAACAUCGCCUCCCAUAUUCCGUAUAAAUGGUCAAAAUUUCCACUGCAUUGGAAGUCUACUGCCGGCACUCGGUACUCAACCUAAAUUUGCACAAUUAUACAUUCACGAUACAGAGAAUGAGAUACAAAAUCGCUCCAACUCUUUCAGGAGCGAAAGUAAUGGUUCUGCCGUGCAUCUUGAUGUCGUUCAUGACAUUAAGCAAGACCUAGAUGAUCACAAUGUUUUGGUUAAGUCAUUCCGAAUGGCCAAGUCAUUUAUGCAAUCUAAUCCUACAAGUGAAAUUAGAAUGAGAUUAAUCGGGAAGAGAUCUAAAGAUGCUAGAACGUAUGCACUACCAACUGCUUCAGAGGUUGCUGCUCUCAUUGUUGGAGAUCUAGACCCUUGCAUGUGUGAACGUGAUAUCGUGGUCGAGUCUAGAUCUGGAAUGCUUAAACGAAUUAGUGAACUAAACCCAGCGUAUCUACCAUUGCAAUACCCAAUUUUAUUUCCAUAUGGGGAGGAUGGUUUCAGGGAAGAUAUACAUUUUGCCACACAUAGUAAUAAACAAAAUUUUGCAAGAAAGAGUGCUUCACAAAGAGAGUACUUCGCGUUCCGUAUUCACGAAAGAUCAAAUGAGAUCUCAACUAUAUUGUACGCUAAAAGGUUAUUCCAACAAUUCUUGGUUGAUGCGUAUACUAUGGUUGAAUCUUCGAGGUUGCUAUACAUUAAGUCAAAUCAAAAAGCUUUAAGAUGUGAGGCGUAUAAAGGUCUUUCUGAUGCGUUAACAAGAGGUGAAGUGCAACCUAGCUCUCAAGGUAAAAGGAUAAUAUUACCUUCAAGUUUCACGGGAGGAGCAAGAUACAUGAUACAGAACUACCAAGACGCCAUGGCAAUUUGCAGAUUUAUAGGUUAUCCAAACCUGUUUAUUACUUUUACAUGUAAUCCUAAAUGGCCGGAGGUUCAACGCUUUUUGGAGAAAAGAAAUUUGAAAGCUGAAGAUCGUCCGGACAUUGUUUGCCGAGUUUUCAAAAUGAAGCUAGAUUGCUUAAUAAAAGAAAUAAAAAAUGGGAAACUGUUUGGUCCUGUAAGGGCAGUAAUAUACACAAUUGAGUUUCAGAAACGGGGUCUUCCACAUGCUCACAUAUUAUUGUUCCUACAAGGGACGAGUUGCUUUGCCAAUCCUGCUUUUAUGGACACGAUAAUUUCGACCGAGAUCCCAGACAAGUUGAUAGACAUUGAGUAUUACAAAGCGGUCAAAGAAUUCAUGUUGCACGGCCCAUGUGGUGUUGCCAGGAGUAAUUCACCGUGCAUGGUAAAUGGCAAGUGCUCGAAGCAUUUUCCAAAGAGAUUUAUUGAUGCAUCCCAUUUUGACCAGGAUGGAUACCCGUUGUAUCGAAGAAGGGAUGAUAAGAGGACAAUUAAAAAAAAUGGAAUAGAGUUGGACAAUAGGUAUGUUGUUCCACAUAAUCGGUACUUGCUCUUGAAAUACAAAGCACACAUCAAUGUAGAGUGGUGUAACCAAUCUAGGUCAAUCAAGUACUUAUUCAAGUAUGUCAACAAGGGUAACGACCGUGUAACGGCUGAGUUUUAUAAGACUACAAUGGAUGAAGCUGGUAAUGAGAUGGUCGAUGAAAUAGACAUGUACUAUGAUUGCCGGUACAUCUCUGCAUGCGAGGCCGCAUGGCGGUUGUUUAGUUUUGAAGUUCAGUACAGGACUCCACCCGUUGAGCGACUAAGCUUUCACUUGCCUGACUGCCAAUCUGUUGCGUUCCAAGACGAUGAUACUAUCGAUCAUGUCCUGAAUAGAGAAACCGUUGGGCAAAGUAUGUUUAACGCAUGGUUUGUAGCCAACCAGAAGUUUAAAGAAGCGAGCUUAUUAACUUACAUUGAGAUGCCUAAGAAAUUUGUGUGGAAAAAGGACAUUCGUGAAUGGCAUCCAAGAAAGAAGGGUUUCUCAAUUGGUCGGAUAUUCUAUGUCCCACCAGCAUCAGGAGAAAUUUAUUAUUUAAGGUGUCUAUUGAACAUAGUCCGUGGUCCAAAAUGCUUCCAAGAUAUUAGGACAGUUAAUGGUUUUGAGUACUUGACCUUUAGAGAUGCAUGUUAUGCUCAUGGAUUGUUAGACGAUGAUAAAGAAUACAUUGAUGCUAUAAAUGAAGCAAGCUACUGGUCAUCUGCAUAUUCAUUAAGGAAGCUAUUUGUUGUCUUACUAACAUCCUCAUCAAUCAUUAGACCCGAAAAUGUUUGGAAUCAGGUGUGGCAACAUUUGUCUGAAGAUGCUCAACACUAUCAAAGAAGAAUAUUAAAACAACCAGAUUUGGUCUUAACAGAGGAAGAGAAAAAGAACUUUGCCUUGAUCGAAUUGGAAAACCUAUUGGGACAUCAAAAUAAAUCUUUAAAAGAAUAUCCUCCGAUGCCAAUACCAAGUACAGAUAAUUCAAGGUUGCUUCAGAAUAGGUUGAUAUUUGAAGAGUUAGCUUACAAUCGUGAGCAGUUGAAAGAAGAUGCUGAAGUGUUGUGUGCAAAGCUAACUGAAGAACAGAGUCUCAUCUAUGAUACGGUUAUACAAGACAUUGAAGAAGGUAAAGGUGGAUUAUUUUUUGUUUAUGGUUACGGUGGAACAGGAAAGACUUUUUUGUGGAGAGCGUUGUCAGCUGCAAUCCGAUCCAAAGGUAAGAUUGUUUUAAAUGUGGCAUCAAGCGGCAUAGCUUCUCUAUUGUUACCAGGUGGUCGUACUGCUCACUCGAGAUUUGCAAUACCUAUUGCAAUAAAUGAAGACUCAACCUGUAACAUUAAGCAAGGUAGCGAGCUGGCUGAAUUGUUGAUAAAGACGAGUUUGAUAAUAUGGGAUGAAGCUCCCAUGAUGCACAAACAUUGUUUUGAAGCAUUAGAUCGAACUAUGAGGGAUUUGUUGCGUUUUGUAGACCCGUGUAGUGAAAUGAAGACGUUUGGUGGUAAAACAGUUGUUUUGGGUGGAGAUUUCUGUCAAAUCCUCCCGGUAGUCCCAAAAGGUACACGGCAAGAUAUUGUUUCUUCAGCCAUAAAUUCAUCAUACCUAUGGGAUAGUUGCAAAGUUUUAAGGUUGACUCAAAACCUUAGACUAUGUUCGGUACCCAAUGGUGGAAAUCGGCAGGCCUUACAAGAAUUUGCCGAUUGGAUUGCUAAUGUCGGUGAUGGAAAGCUGGGUGGGCGGAAUGAUGGUUUCGUAGAGGUUGAAAUUCCAAAACACAUGUUACUGUCAGCUGGAGCGGAUGAUAUUAAAACAAUUGUGCAUAGUACAUUUCCUAGGUUUGCAAAUGGAAACACUGACCCCGAGCAUCUAAUAGGUCGUGCUAUAUUAGCACCAACGCUCGAUGUGGUCAACGCAGUCAAUGAAUAUAUGACUGAGUUGCAUAAUGCCGAAAGCAGAUCGUACUUUAGUUCAGACGCAGUAUGCAAAGCCGAUGGCGACAACGGUAUAUUUGGAGAUGUACACACACCGGAAUUUUUAAACAGCAUUAGGGUUUCAGGUCUACCAAAUCAUGCAUUGACUUUGAAAAUAGGAUCCCCGGUAAUGUUAAUGAGAAACAUUGACCAUUCUCUUGGUUUGUGCAAUGGGACUCGGCUGAUAAUCACAAAGUUAGCAGACCAUGUUAUUGAAGGCGAGAUUCUGACUGGACCUAACAAAGGUACAAAAGUGUUGAUCACCCGAAUGUCAAUGUCACCCUCUGAUCCAAGAUUGCUGUUCAAAUUUCAACGAAGGCAAUUCCCAAUUAUGAUUUCAUAUGCAAUGACCAUUAACAAAAGUCAAGGACAAACGUUGACUCAUGUUGGUUUAAUACUAAAGAAACCGGUUUUUGUACACGGCCAAUUGUACGUUGCUGCAUCUCGGGUUAACAAUCCAGACGGUCUCAAAAUAUUGAUAGUCAAAGACCCAACUUCAACUACUUCAUCAACCACUAAUGUUGUAUAUCAUGAGGUUUUCAAUAAUCUGUAA